Molecule: messenger RNA, 1731 nt
Organism: Drosophila mojavensis
Lineage: Eukaryota; Metazoa; Arthropoda; Insecta; Diptera; Drosophilidae
Product: nuclear speckle splicing regulatory protein 1
Exons: 2
Coding region: 99-1268 (389 amino acids)
Biological process (GO): regulation of alternative mRNA splicing, via spliceosome
Source: RefSeq, a predicted model, not a curated record
GUUGCUAAUAGAGCAGAGUUGCUUUGAGUAAAUUGUAAGCGUUAAGCAGCACCGAUUUUUAUUCGGGCAUUUGUCAACACUAGAUCUGUAAUAACAAUAUGUCGAAACAGUUUGGUUUAAUAAUACCUGGUAAACAGAAGAAGCAACCGGAAAGGCCGCCACAUCCACCAACCAAGCCUUCCAUUUUCGAUGAGAGCAGCAACAGUUCAGUUAGUGAUAAUGAUGCAGUUGGUCCACAAAAGCGGCUCACCGGCAAAGCCGGCGUGGUUAGUGGCCCCAGCCUAAUGGAGCGUCGUGUGGCAAAAAACAUUCAGAUGAAGGCCCUGGCCGAGGAUCCAACUAUAUUCCAGUAUGACGAGCUAUACGACGAUAUGGACAACAAACGGGAAGCGGCUAAAGAGACGAAAAAGCUUGAGCCACGAAAAGCCAAAUACAUUGGCCGUCUACUGGAACAUGCGGAGCGACGUAAGCUGGAGAAUGAACUGCGCGUCGAGCGCCAAGUGCAAAAAGAUCGCGAGGCCGAAGGCGAAAUGUAUAAGGACAAAGAUACAUAUGUAACUGCUGCGUAUCGUAAAAAGCUGGAAUCAAUACGACAGAUGCAAGAGCAGGAUGCACGCGAUGACUAUCUAGAAGCUAUUGGCGAUGUGACGAAGCAGAAGGAUCUCGACGGUUUCUACAGGCAUCUAUAUGAACAAAAAUUGGGCACACAGCAGGAAGUAAUCAAGCCCAAAACGGCGCCCAGCACAGAGGAGGUGGCUUAUAAGCCAAUCAAGCGAGAAGGACAAAUUUCAAGCUCAACUAAACAGCGCAUCUACAGAAGACAGCGCUCCUCGCUGGACGACAACGAUGAUACGACUGCUAUAGCAACUACUCCCACAGCUGAUAGCAAAACAGGCGCAGUAAAAGCGCAUUUGGCCAACAAUAUAGAUGCCGAUUCAGACUUUAGCAUUGACGACUCCAGCGACGAGGAUGAGCAGGCGACAGCAAAGGCAGCUGCGGACAGCAAUGUGAAAGACCAGUCAAAGCCAGCGACAGAGGUCGUGGACAAGGAAAAGCAGCCUAUUCUGGAAGCAGAGACUAAACCGCAGCAGGAGCAGUCGCAGCCUACAGAACAAAGCACCGACAAUAGCAUUAAGGAACCAGAUGUGGAGACGGUUGUGCGACAGCCCAUUGACCGCAGCUAUAUUUGGCGAAAGCGAACCGUAGGCGAGGCAUUUGAUAAUGCUCUAGCCCGGUAUCAUGAACGCAAACUGGCCAGACGUGCCUGAUCCCUGAUCCUGUAAUUUUAUAGCUCAUAUAAAUGCUGAUUGCUGUUUCUCCAGCUUCCUUCAUUCCUUUAUUUAAAACAAAACAAUAAUAUGUACAUAUUUACUUGUAUGUAUGUGUGUCUAAAUGUGAGUUUGUACUGGCUUUGUAUAAAUAUUUUGCAUAGCUGUGGAAGGACUGGAAAUAGGACAACUAUACAGUAAGCACUUGCUACAUGUAACAGCUCGCCAAAAGUUAGUUAGAUUUGUUAAAUAAGUUAAGAAUUUCAAAAAGUUAUUUUGUAAUCGAAACAACUAAGUUAUAAUAAUAAUUGUAUGCUUGAAUAGUGGUAUUGUAAUAUAUAAUUAAAUCUUAUUCAAAUUAUAUGAACAUAAAUAAAUAAUUUACCAACAUUUUUGUGUUAAGCUGCUUUCACUGUACUCCAUUUAUUUUGUAUGCAUGAAAAAAAAAAAAAAACACUACAAA